GUUUUCAACACAUGAACCUUCAAUUUUAAAUACUUUUACAAUUAAUGAACAGCCGCAUACAAGUCUAAUCAUUGUUUCACACAAUCCCUCUCGAUGCUUAUCAUCUUUUUAUUUUUUCAAUAGCCAGAUAUUGCGAAGUUCAUUUUUAAGCAAGUUAUUCAUUGCCUACUUUUCAUGCAUACAAAACAAAAAUAGAUCACGAAAGCAAUUUUCGAAAAUAAAAUGUCACUUCUAAGACCUGCCCCUGGGUCUGCUGAUAUAAGCGCUUACAGAGAUCAGCAUUUUAAGGGAAGUCGCUCUGAACAAGAAAGACAGCUACUUGAAAGCAGCACACUUUAUGUUGGUAAUCUCUCCUUCUACACCACUGAGGAACAGAUACAUGAACUCUUUGGCAGAUGUGGGGAUAUAAAGCGCAUCGUCAUGGGCUUGGACAAAGUCAGAAAGACUCCCUGUGGAUUCUGUUUUAUGGAAUAUUACACGCGAGCAGAUGCAGAGAUGGCCUUGCGGUAUGUGAAUGGUACCCGACUUGAUGAUAGGAUCGUGAGAACAGACUGGGAUGUUGGUUUUAAAGAGGGACGGCAAUAUGGUCGUGGGAAAUCUGGAGGACAGGUUCGAGAUGAGUACCGAUCGGACUAUGACGAAGGACGAGGAGGUUACGGAAAAAUUGUUGCCACAAAAAUCCGACCCCGCGAGUCAUUGUGACGAACCUGUGGGUGAUGCAAAAGUCUGGAUUAAGGAUGAGCAGCUUUUCUGAUUGCACUUGGAUUAGAAACAGACAAUCUCUUUUUUUAAAGCUUAGGGUGGUUAUAGCUGCCGCAUAUUUUUGGUGACCUAUCUUUUACAAGUGUUAAAUUGGAUCUUGGAUUUCUCAUGGUGCACUGAUGAUGUUGUUUUUCAGUAAUUGAAUACAUGUGGGUAGUGCAUUAAGAAACAUAUUCAAUUUACUUGAUGUUUUGUAUCCUAUUGUGAAAAAUAUUUUAUCUAUGACAAAUAGUUUGUGUUUCCGCCAGGCAUCUGUGAUGGCUCUUCUAUGUCAUUAGAGAUUUGCUCAUAUGGAAGAUUGUAUCGUAUAUUCUGAUUAUGUGUUGAUGUAUUUAUGUCUACUUGUAUUAUAUCGCCUUGUCGUGUUAAAAGACCACAUAUUACCAAAGUUCUGUUGACUUUUCUACUUUAUCAAAUGAAUUUGCAACUUAGUUGAACAUGCAAUAUCAACUUCAACCUGAUUUUCAACAAAACUUCUGACAUAACAUUAACAAUGUGUGAUGUGAAUGCUUACCAAGUCAAUAUAACAUAGGUCGACAAGACUAAAUUAACACAACAAUAGUAUAUACAAUAUAUGCGUCAAUACGCAACAUAUUAUUCACAGCAUGUACAUAGAUAUCAUGAUCAUGGUAAACUGAAUGUAUUUUUUAUUAUACUGUAAUCAGUGGUUUUUCUGAUGCAGAAAACACUGACUCAACUUUCAAGCCAAAAACUGCAAUUUUGAACUGACUGUUCACUCCUUUGACCCAUUAACAUAAAUCAUUAAAAUGUCUCUUGGGUGCAAAAAUAUACCGAGACCGUCCAGGCCCCAAUUUCUCGAAACUUCUUAAGUCCCUUAUAACAGGAUUAAGCUAAUCUCGCUAUUUAUGUUGUUCUAUAAAAUGUGUUAUAUUUACUUUCUUCAAGAAUUUUUAGAAAUUAUGUAGGAAUAAUCUGUAUGAUUUUCAGAAUAAACCAUUUUUCAUUUAUCAAAAUCCAUUUUCAGUAUGUAUGUAUGUAUGUUUAUUGAAAAAAGCGACUUAAGCCUGUUAAGCUUAAGAAGUUUCGAGAAACUUGGGCCAGGGCUUCCAUUAAGAAUUUAAAACUGGAAAUACAAGCUUCCUGUUCAUCAAUUUUAGAUUUUUCACUGAAAUUUGGAAGUUUAAGUCUCCCAAAUACAGUAUCUUUUUCCCCAUAUUUUUCAACUAGUAUGUUAAAAAUGAAACAAUUAGCAUCUUUAACUUGCCAAAUUCACAAACUUAUAUUAUAAUAAUUCAUUUUACUUAAAGACUGAUCGUAAUUGUGACUAUUGAAGUAAUAUUGACACCAGGUUUUGAUAUUUUGAACUUCCAAGCUUUCAACUUUGGAAGUUUUCUACAAAAUUAUAGAAGUUUUUGUACUUUCGAGGAAUCACUUUUGGAAGUUUAAACCCAUUUCCUGGGAGUUAUUUACUUCCAACCUUCCUUUAAUGGAAGCCAUAAUGCUGAAAUAAAAUAACGUUUUAUUAGCUCGACUAUUCGAAGAAUAGGUGGGCUAUACUACUCGCCCCAGUGUCGGCGUCCGGUUAAAGUUUUAGGGCAAGUUGAUAUUUUCACUUGUAUGUCCAAAACCCUACAUUCAAUUGACUUAAUACUUCACGCAGUUGUUCAGGGCCAUCACAUGAUGAGGUUAGAUAACUCCAUAUUAUUCUUUACACAGAUUAUGGCCCCUGAUUGACUAUGGAACUUAGGUUAAAGUUUAAGGGCAAGUUGGAAUAUUUAUUAAUAACUUCACACAGUUGUUCAGGACAACUCCAUAUUAUCCUAAAUACAAGUUAUGGUCCCUGAUUGACUUUAGUUAAAGUUUUAGGGCAGGUUAAAGUUUUAGGGCAAGUUGGGAUUUUCACUUAAAACUCCAAUACCAUUCAUUCAAUUGACUUAGGUUAGAUAACUCCAUAUUAUUCUUUACACAGAUUAUGGCCCCUGAUUGACUAUGGAACUUAGGUUAAAGUUUUAGGGCAGGUUGGGAUAUUGUUUAAUAACUUCUAUACCCUUCAUUCAAUUGACUUAAUACUUCACUCAAUUGUUCAGGACCAUCAACCAAUGAGGUUACAUAACUCCAUAUCCUUAAUACAAGUUAUGGCCCCUGAUUGACUUGGGUUAAAGUUUAAGGCAAGUAAAAGUAAGGGCAAGUUGGGAUUUUAAUAAAAAAAACUUCUAUACCGUUCAUUAAAUGCACUUAAUAAAAUUCAAAAUUAUUUACGACCAUCUUACAACAAGAAACAACUCCAUUUUAAGCCUAAAUACAAAUUAUGGCCCUUGAUAUUUUUUUUUUUUUUAAUUUCCUUUGAAAGGCAUAAUUGUAUAUUCUUAACCACAUUUUCAUAAUGGGAAAUCAAGUUAUUUGAAUGACUUGCGUCAUUGUUUGGGCGGGCUGGUGGGAGGGCAGCAUCAAAGUCACCUUAUGUAUCGAAUAAUUUUAGUCAGGUUUGACAUAAAGAGACCAAACUUGGUAUUAUUACAUCGUUAUUGUAUUCUUAGUCAAAGCGGCAUAGUCGAGCUCGCUGUCUUACAACUGCUCUUGUUAAUACAACAAUUACAUAAAUGAUAUAAUGUUAUCACCAGUAUUAUUACUGGUGUUUGUAAUUCUACAUAAAUGAUAUAAUGUUAUCACCAGUAAUUAGUGUUUGUAAUUCUUUGGUCUACUGGUCAGCCGUGGAGGGUGAUCAACUUAAACUCAGAAGAAGACAGGGUCAUGUCACAGGGGCCGGAAACAAAUUAUUUUUGUUUAUUUAAGCCUAUAUGUAUAUAUAUAUAUAUAUAUAUAUAUAUAUAUAGAAUGUAAGAAAAUAAUUUGUUUCUGCCCCCUGUGGGUCAUGUUAAAAACUAUUGUCUACUACAUUGUACAAUGUAUGAUGAAAAUAAAUUGAAUUUAGAUUUAUGUAUUAAUCAUUUCCUGUAACAUUGUUUCAUCACAAUUGUUCUGUUUUCAUUGAAAAUAAACACAAUAAAAACAAUUUUGUGUU
Molecule: messenger RNA, 3745 nt
Organism: Mya arenaria
Lineage: Eukaryota; Metazoa; Mollusca; Bivalvia; Myida; Myidae
Product: nuclear cap-binding protein subunit 2-like
Exons: 4
Coding region: 223-702 (159 amino acids)
Biological process (GO): mRNA cis splicing, via spliceosome
Cellular component (GO): nuclear cap binding complex
Molecular function (GO): RNA cap binding
Source: RefSeq, a predicted model, not a curated record